This is a messenger RNA of Dendrobium catenatum, 4766 nucleotides long. RefSeq lists its product as uncharacterized. Lineage: Eukaryota; Viridiplantae; Streptophyta; Magnoliopsida; Asparagales; Orchidaceae. Gene Ontology annotation, biological process: regulation of DNA-templated transcription. The transcript has 12 exons. The record is from RefSeq and is a predicted model, not a curated record. Gene Ontology annotation, molecular function: DNA binding; transcription factor binding. Gene Ontology annotation, cellular component: nucleolus. The coding region runs from base 471 to 4382 and encodes 1303 amino acids.
UUUUGCCUUUCCAUCUUUAUUUAUUUCGGCUUUGUUCCUUCGCGGGAGUGUGGAGUUUUGCACGAGUUCUUCGUCGCUGUUCGACUUCGCUCCUUCGACGACGUUCCCUUCCUGUUGCAGCGGAAGUUACGACAUUUUUUGAUCGGAAGCAACAACGGGAGCUCGCUUGCUGUGAAGGAUUUACUGUAAAUCCUGCUGCAAAUCCAAUACCAAACAGCCCCGAGAACUUCCCCAAACCCAAAGCCCUCGUCUAAGUACUGAGGAAGAAGCGCAGUGAGCUUACUGGAAAGGCAUCGACUUGACCAGCGGUGUGAAGAAGAGGUGUUAAUGAUACUUUCAGUCGAAUAGCUGAAUUUUCUGGAACCGGAAUUUAAGGGAGCGUUAAAGUUGAUUUCUACAUUUUGAGAGCUUUCAUAAUUGGUCCAAAUUCACUAGAAGGUCCAAUCUUUGAGGGAUUACCCUUGGCAUUAAUGGGUAGCAAGAAGAGGCAAUCUAGUGCUAUUCAAGAAUCAUAUGGAGAAGAAGAAAAGCAGAAUAAUGAUUCCAAAUCUGAUAUGAAAAUCCAAAAAGGGAAUUCCAACGGGGAGAGAGGUAACUCUGCCCUGCAGGCUGCAUUACAAUCCUUGAAACCCAUGGAAAGGAAGAAGAAGCGAAAAGGGAUGGAUAAAGAGAGGCACCAAUUUGUAAUUGAGGCAAAGGGGCCAUCAGAUGUAAAAAAUACUAGUGAAAAUGCUUCAGUAAUUCAAAUGCAACUGCCUUCUCCCCAAGCAAGUGUUUUUCCUGUGUUCCAUAUUGAUGUGUUUAGGAAUCUUGCUUCUUCUGAUUCAUUAGUUAGAGAAGCUGCUGCAGAAACAUUGGUGAGAGAAUUGAUUGAAGUUCAAAAAGCUUUUGAGCAGCUUGGAAACAAUGUAGACAACAAUGUAGACAGUGAGGAGAAUCCACAGCUUGAAGCUGAAAAGGAUGAUGGUUUGGAAGGCUGUGCUCCCUCUUUAAGAUAUGCUGUUCGCCGGCUCAUUCGAGGAGUCUCUUCCUCACGAGAGUGUGCAAGACAAGGGUUUUCCUUGGGCUUAGCAGUUGUUGUUGAGAUGAUUCCCGCAGUUAAACUAGUACCCGUUAUGAAACUGAUUAUUAACUUAUUGGAGGUGUCUUCUGCUAUGAAGGGUUUGGAAGCUAGAGACUGUUAUUUAGGACACCUUUUUGCAUAUGGAUCGCUUGCUAGAUCACAUCGAUUAGCCACAGAGUGGAUUUUUGAUAAAAAUACACCUGUUAUGAGAGAAUUUACUAGCGCUGUUAUCUCUCUUGCACAGAAGAAACGUUACUUACACGAGCCAGCAGUUGCAGUGAUAUUGGAUAUGUUGGAAAAGCUACCUGUUGAAGCUAUUAAGAGUCACGUUCUUAUAGCUCCUGGCAUGCAAGAAUGGUUUCUAAAAGCUGCUGAAACUGGAAAUCCUGAUGCCCUGUUUCUUGCAUUGAAGUUACAAGAAAGAGUUUCAAUGGACAGAGAAACUUUUGGCGAGCUUCUUCCACACCCCCUUAAUGCUGAAAAUUUCUUUUCUCGAGACAAUCUGCAACUUCUCGAAAAGUGUUUCAAGGAAUCAACCUUUUGUCUGCCACGUGUACACAGUAUUUGGCAUUUUGUUAUAAAUAUUCUUAUACCGGAUGCUAAAUCUCAAAUUGAUGUAGAACAUUGUAGUAUGAAAAAUAAGAAGAGCCGAAAAUGUUGUUCAUCUGAAGAUAUCAUAAAAAACAUUAGGUGUUUCUGUGAAGUGGUUAUCGAAGGAAUUCUUCUUCAGUCAUCUCAUGAUCGGAAGCAUUUGGCACUAAACAUUCUUCAGCUUCUCCUCCCACGUCUACCAGCAUCUUGCAUUAAUAGUGUCCUCUCUCACAAGCUUGUUCACUGUUUAAUGGACAUACUUUCAACCAAAAGUUCAUGGUUGUACAAUGCUGCUCAGCUUUUCAUGAAUGAACUAAUUUGCUGGGCUAACAUUGAGGAUGAUAGGCGUGCAACAAUAAUUGUGUGCCUGCAAAAGUACAGUAAUGGAAGGUUUGAUUGCAUCACAAGGACGGAUAUUGUUAAGAAGUUGGUCUCAAAAUUUAGAACUUCCAAAAGUUGUUUGCAUUUUGUUCAUAAUUUGAUGAACUUGUUUGUAGAUGAAGCAGGCAUUACAGAUGAACCAUCUGAUCAAAGUCAUACAACUGAUGAAAAUUCAGAAGUGGGAUCAACAGAGGAUAAAGGCUCUCCAGGAGCAUCAGGAAACAUGGAUUCUCUCAAGAUUUGGAUCAUUAAUACGAUGCCUCAUGUUUUGAAAAAUCUUAAAGUUGGUAUGAAACUGGGCAUUUCAGCACAAACUGAAUCAGGUAACUUUUUGGAGGAGAAACUUAAAGUUCAGACAGAGAUAGUAAAGUUUCUUGCAGUUCAGGGCUUAUUUUCUGCAUCUUUGGGCACUGAAGUUACAUCAUUUGAGUUGCAAGAGAAGUUUAAGUGGCCAAAAGUAGCCAGUUCCAGUUCUUUAUGCACGAUGUGCAUUGAGGAGCUUCAAUUAUUGUUGGAAGAUGCCCAAAAAGAGGAAUUGGGUGGUUCUGUGAAUAAUCUUGAGCUGAGUGACCUUGGUUCGUACUUCAUGUGUUUCCUUAAGACUUUAUGCAGCAUCCCUUCAGUUUCACUUUAUAGAACUCUUAGUAAUGAAGACAAGAGAGCAUUCAAUAGAUUGCAAGCAGCUGAAUCACGGCUUUACCGAAAGGAAAGGAAAAUUGAUUCAGGGUUUGUUGCCAACAAACUGCAUGCUAUGAGGUACUUGCUCAUCCAGCUAGUGCUGCAGAUUCUCCUUUAUCCAGAUGAAUUCUCUGAGGCUGCAUUGGAUUUUGUUGUAUGCUGCAAAAAGGUAUUCCCUUCCUCAGAAAACAGUGAUUCCUCGGAGGAAGAAGAUGCAUUUGAUGAUAAUGAUAUGCCCGAGUUGAUGGAUGUCUUAGUAGAAACACUUCUUUCAAUUUUACCUCGCUCUUCUGGUCGCAUGGGUUAUGUUGUUGAACAGGUUUUCAGGUUCUUCUGUGGUGAUAUAACUGAUUACGGACUGCAACGCAUGCUGCAUGUUGUGAAGAAAGAUCUAAAACCUCUUCGGCAUCCUGUUAGCGAUGAUGAUUAUGAUGAUGAUGAUGAAAUUCUUGGAAUAGAAGAUAUUGAUGAGAUGGAGGAAGCUAAGGCUGAUGAAAUGAGUGUUUAUAAAGAGCAUGAAGAUGACUCUGAGGAAACGGGGAAUGGUGGAGAAAAGAUCAGCAGUAGUGGAGAUGAGUUUGAGGAAGGUGAACUAGCUGGUGUGGAACACCAGGAAAACGGUCAGAAAAGAGGCGAAGAUCAUCCUCUUAAAUUAGAUAAAGCUGUUGGAGAUGAAGAAGAAGAUGCCAAGAGUGAAGCUUCUGAUGAUUCUGGUGGCAUGGAUGAUGAUGCCAUGUUUCGCUUGGACGCUUACCAUGCCCAAUUGCUCAAAGAACGGACUGGAAACGACAGCGCUCUCUCACAGUUGCUCUUAUUCAAGCUUCGUGUUCUGUCGCUGAUUGAGAUUUAUGUACACAAGUAUCCAGGCAAAUCCCAUAUACUGGCCAUUUACUCUUGCUUAGUGCAAGCUUAUUCAAAAUACCAUGGCGUGGCUGGAAAUGAACAACUUGGACAACGCAUUAAAGGAAUUUUGCAGAAGAAAAUAUUUAAGGGAAGGGACUAUCCAAAAGGAAGUGACAUCUCACUCGAUUCUCUCGAAAAACUAUUGGAGAAAAGUCUGAAAAUUGCUUCACGGUCUCGGGUUAAGGAUAUAUCUUCUCUGGCACAGGCCUCUGCAUUUUGGCUGCUAAAAAUUGUGAACUCUAGAAAUUUCUCUGAAUUAGAACUUAGCAGAAUUGUGCAAAUUUUUGAAAGUUUACUUGUCGAUUACUUUAAUAAUAGGAAUUGUCGCUUGAAAUCUGGGUUUAUAAAAGAGAUUAUUCGGCGCCAUCAUUGGCUUGGUCUUAAGCUCUUUGGAUUCCUUCUAGGCAAAUGUACGAACGCAAAGUCAGAAUUUCGACGAAUAGAGGCUGUGGAUAUGGUGGAUUGUAUAAUAAAGUCUGUGAUCCCAAGCAGCAAGGUUGUGGGAGAUAAAGAAGCAAUCAGUAAAUCUUCAAAACUGUUGAAGGCACACCUACCAGCACUCUGCGAGCUAAUUUUUCAGCUGCUAAAUAAUUUACCGGGAAAGCAAUCACGUCGUGCAGAAGUUAGACGGUUUUGCACCAGGUCCUUGCAAGCAGUUUCCAUGCUUAACUUGAAGAAAUCAUUUCGUAAGGCUAUGAAGCCAGAGGCCUUUUCUCUUUGUGAGUUGCAUCUAGGAAAUGCUGUUCUUCCUUUCCAAGUGCAGUGAAUGUGAAAGUGCAAGCUGAGACAAAGACUUCAAAAUUGUAGGGUGCAACCCAAGCAAUCCUGAAAAGAGGUAUCGAAAUUUGCUUGGAGUUUUUGAUCUUUUGGCUGAUUCCCAAUGCAGUUAUUGUCAGUCCUGGUUGUGGGAUUUCGCAUUCGAUGCAGGCAACGUUUUGCAUUUAAGGUUUUAUUUAGAUUUUUGAAUUCGUGCAUGUAUAUGUGCGCUCUAAUAACUUUAAAAAUUAUAAAAUAGCAAAUUACGCUCUAUUUUAUUGGUGAGCUGAAAUUUUUGAAAUGAACCACACAUUGCAUUAAUUUAGCUUACAGACAAAACAUUAUUAUUUUAAUAUUUUUUCAAUUAAUGUUAUUUAUGUAUUUAUUUUGGGUA